AUGCUUCACCACUGCCAGAUCAGCAGAUCCCACAAAUGUCGUGAGGUACAUGCAAGAGCUGAACGACAAACCUAUACAGGAGGACUGGGAUACUAUCGUAGUGAGUACGAGCAGCAGUGUUUCGAUCAACGACGCCUAGCUCAGCCGAUUCAGGACUUUCCUUGGCUCGAAGUGCGCGAUAUUCCUAGCAUCAAUGGACGAGGAAUAUUCGCUAAAACUCGCAUAUUGAAGGAUCAAAUUGUUUGCGACUACAGGGGCCUAUUUUUGACUGUGGAAGCACGAGACAGGAUGCUAGAGCAUAUGACCCGUGAAGAGUCGGAAUUGGUUGGCGACUAUGAAGUUAGCUACCUGGACUAUAUAUACGAUCCCAAAGGCAAGGCAGCUCGACAGGCGCAGGCAUACUCAAUCCUUGCCCAUGAUCCCAUAUACAAGGGCGCUGUAGUACUGGGACGUCUAUUCAACCACAGUCAAAAGCAUGCCAACCUCAAAUAUUGGACACCUACUCGCUCGUUUUCGACCGACCAGGGAAAACAGAGCGAGCACAUAGUCCUGUUCAAGGCCACACGAAACAUAGAAGUAAGUACUGUUCUCCUUUACCCACACUAUAACACCCUUGAGUCAUCAGAGAAGCUUGCCGUGGACGUCGAUGUGCCCACGAGAAUGGGCGCCAUGCCACCUGACGACGACUCUUAUUCGCAGCAAAUGGCCAUUUCACCAGAAGAGGAGUUGUUCGACGUACGGCGCAUCGUCACUGCACACAACGUCUUGUGUUCAUUGAAUGUGAAGACUCGUGUGCCGGGCUCAUCGGUUCGAGUCGCCUUGCGGAUGUGGGCGACGCAUAUCGCCACAGUCGAUUGA
Cooperia oncophora is the source of this 858-nucleotide messenger RNA. NCBI's taxonomy places the organism in Eukaryota, Metazoa, Nematoda, Chromadorea, Rhabditida, Trichostrongylidae. The record is from the annotation of a GenBank genome assembly.